AUGGCAAGAGCUGAUAAUGCUUCAAUGGAAGUUCAGCCAGCUCAACCCAAGAAGGGAAUUUUACAACUGGGGAACACCGACGCCUCAUUAGUUGAGCAAAAGGUGAUUUCACAGCAGUUGGCCAGUCUGAACGCCAAGCUAGAUAGAAUGCAGAUCUCAUCUAAAGUUAAUGUAUUCAACUGUGAGUACUGCAAAGAGCCACAUGAGACUAAUGAGUGCCCUACAUUCAAUGGAGCUGAACCAUUCCAAGUCAAUGGAGUGUGGUAUGAUCCAAGGCCACCACAGGAUACCCAAAAGCCAUCCGAAUUGGAGAAAACAAUGAUACAACUGGCCAAGACCACUAAUGAUCAAAUAAUUGAGACAAGAGCCUACCACAAGAACCAGGAUGCUUCCAUCCGAAACUUGGAGAGUCAAAUAGGCCAGUUGUCUAGGCAGUUGGCUGAAAGAGCUCAAGGACAGUUCCCAGGAGAUACAAUUGUGAAUCCAAAGGCAGACUGCAAGUCCAUUGUGACUAGGAGUGAAAUUUUAAUCACUCCUCAAGAAAAACCAAAAUCGGUUCAGCAUGAGAAAGAAGAAGAAGCACCUGCCAGUGAAAAAGAAGAACCUGCAAGGCAAGACAAAGUAGAAGCAAAGAAGAAAGUUGUGGAAGCUCCAAAGCAACCGAUGGAUUUUUCUCGUUUUGAAAAACCUCCUUAUCCUAUGAAGCUCAAGCAACAAGCCCAGAAGCAACAAUAUGCCUGGUUCUUAGAUAUAUUUAAAAAGUUACAAAUUAAUAUUCCUUUUGCUGAGAAGAAGUUCCCACCAAAGCUUCAAGAUCCUGGGAGUUUCAACAUCCCAAUUGCGGUAGGCAACACUAAUGUUGGUCGGGCACUGUGUGAUCUCGGCGCAAGCAUCAACUUGAUGCCAUUAUCAAUAUGCAAGUCAUUGGGAAUUACUGAGUUGAAGCCAACCAUGGUCUCUCUACAGCUCGCUGACCGUUCUUUGAGGAGACCUAAUGGAAUCAUAGAAGAUGUUCUUGUUAAGGUUGACAAGUUCAUCUUCCCGACUGAUUUCAUCGUGCUAGACAUGGAGGAAGAGAGUGAAAUGCCCCUUCUGCUGGGUAGAUUGUUCUUGGCCACAGCUCGAGCUAUGAUUGAUGUAGAACAAGAAAAGCUCGAGUUGAGGAUGAAUGAUGAGAAAAUCACUAUCAAUGUUUUCGAUGCUAUGAAGAAUCCCUCUUAUCAUAGUGAUUGUUUCAAAAUUGAAGUGUUUGAAGAGGUGGUUAUGGAAGAGAAAAGUGAUUAUCAAGAGCUUGAAGAAGAGUUGAAGGCUCUAGAUGAAGCUGCUCCAAAAGAAGAGCGAGCAAUUGUCUUUGAGGUACUAGAAAAGAAAGAAGAUGACUCAGCUACAUUGGUACCAAAGGUGGAAUUAAAAGAUUUGCCUGAAACUCUUAAGUAUGCUUUCUUGGGAGACGAAGAACAAUAA
This is a messenger RNA of Gastrolobium bilobum, 1464 nucleotides long. RefSeq lists its product as uncharacterized. Lineage: Eukaryota; Viridiplantae; Streptophyta; Magnoliopsida; Fabales; Fabaceae. The transcript has 3 exons. Bases 1 to 1464 code for a protein of 487 amino acids. The record is from RefSeq and is a predicted model, not a curated record.